Molecule: messenger RNA, 1362 nt
Organism: Lethenteron reissneri (Far Eastern brook lamprey)
Lineage: Eukaryota; Metazoa; Chordata; Hyperoartia; Petromyzontiformes; Petromyzontidae
Product: tubulin polymerization-promoting protein family member 3-like
Biological process (GO): microtubule bundle formation; positive regulation of protein polymerization; microtubule polymerization
Cellular component (GO): microtubule
Molecular function (GO): tubulin binding
Source: RefSeq, a predicted model, not a curated record
GCUCUCAUUCCGCGCACGUUCCGCCUCCCUCCCAGCGGCAGGUGCAGCAGCAGCAGCGGCAGCAGCGGCAGCAGCGUCGCGUUUCGCUCCUCCGCCCGUGGGCCGCCUCGAGCCGUCGACUGGAACGACGCCUCCGUCACGUGGUGCCCCCCCCCUCGCUCGUCCGUGCGCGGUGCUGCGCGCAUCGCCAUCAGCAACAUCAGCACCGCCGUCACCACGCCCCACGCCUCUGUCGCGAGCAUCUCCCCCUCCUCCAAUCGUCGUCGUCGUCAUCAUCAUCAUCAUCCCUAUCACUGGCACCUUCACCACCACCAUCACAACCGUCAGGUCCAUCACCAACCGCAGCACGCAUCUCCGAUUCACAUCACCCAUCAUCCUCACUCACAUCCUUCAUCGUUACCGACUUCGUCACACACGCCCAUCAUCCAUACACCCAUCUCCAUCAUCACCAGCACCAAAAUCAUUCAUCAUCCAUACACCCAUCUCCAUCGCCACACGCAUUCACCUCCAUCACCACCAUCAUCCAUCACCCCAUCGCUGCUUCCUCGCUAUCUCUCAUCUCGCUCUUUGCCCGCGGGGAGGGGGGGUAGGGUGGGGGUGGUGCCGGUCGAGACGCCGUGGCGAUGUCGGCAGGAGAAGCGAGCUCCGCGCAGGUGGAGAAUGGAGCCGAGGCGGCUGAGACGGCUGAGACGGGAGGAGCGGGAGGAGCUGGAGGUGUAUCAGGAGGCGGUGGGGCAGGAGAAGCCCCCGUGGACCCCAGGGAGCUGGAGGAGGCGUUCCGUCGCUUCGCGCUGCACGGAGACCCCAAGGCGAGCGGCGCGGAGCUGAACGGCAAGAACUGGGCCAAGCUCUGCCGCGACUGCCGCGUGGCGGACGGGAAGCGCGUGACGGCCACCGACGUGGACAUCGUGUUCUCCAAAGUGAAGGAGCGCACGGCGCGUGUCAUCACGGUCCCCCAGUUCCUGUCGGCGCUGGAGGAACUCUCCCGCAAGCGCUUCCCCAGCCGCGAGCCGGAGCACGCGCUGAGGGGGGUCCACGGCCUGGUGGCGGGGGGAGCGCCCGCCAUCGCGGGGGUCACGAAGGCGACGAGCGCGGGCGCUGUGAGUCGCCUGACGGACGCGAGCCGCUUCACGGGGAGCCACCGCGAGCGGUUCGACGAGGCCGGCCGAGGCCGGGGCCGCGCGGGCCGCGAGGAGGCAGUGGAUCCCAGCGGCUACGUCGCCUCCUACAGGGGCGCCGGCACCUACCACGACAAAGCCAAGGGGGGGAAGUGACCCCCCCCCCGCCCUUGCCACCCCCCGCCCUCCACCCUCGAUCCUCCCCACCCUCGCCACCCCUCCCCCACCCUCGAUCCCCCCCACC